Nerophis lumbriciformis (worm pipefish) is the source of this 2991-nucleotide messenger RNA. The record is from RefSeq and is a predicted model, not a curated record. Lineage: Eukaryota; Metazoa; Chordata; Actinopteri; Syngnathiformes; Syngnathidae.
AUGGACGCCAUAGGGAGCCCCUUUCGGAGAGUUAUGGACAGCAGGGCGAGCAGCUACGGCUACAGCCGAUCGGCCGGCUCCCCCUCCGCCUCCACCAUUGGAUUCCGCUCCCAGACCUGGUCCCGGGCCAGCCCGGGUUCCAACACCAGCGCGACGUACAAGAGGAACGCGAACAAGCCCCGCGCAGACACCUUCGAGCUGAGCCAAAGUUCCCUCCUGAGCGCGGACUCCUCCAGGCGCUCCAACGAGAAGGAGCAACUCCAGGGGCUGAACGACCGCUUCGCCGUGUACAUCGACAAGGUGCACUAUCUGGAGCAACAAAACAAGCAGAUCGAGGACGAGAUCCAGGCCCUGAGGCACCAGCAAGUGUCCCGCUCGCAGCUGGGUGACCUGUUCGAUCAGGAACUGCAGGAGCUGCGCGCUACGCUCGAACAGAUCCACCGCGACAAGUCUCAGAUCCAGCUCGACAGCGACCACCUGGAGGAUGACAUCCAGAGGCUCAGGGAGCGCCUGGACGAGGAAGCGCGCGUCCGAGAGGACACAGAGGCCAUUAUACGCAUCCUCAAGAAGGACACCGGCGACUCGGAGCUACUCAAGUCAGAACUGGAGAAGAAAGUACAGUCAUUGCAGGACGAGAUCGCCUUCAUCCGCAACAACCACGAAGAAGAAGUCAGCGAGCUCCUGGGUCACAUUCAGGCGUCUCAGGUGACAGUAGAGAGGAGAGACCCGCAGCGGGCUGACAUCACCGAGGCUCUGCGCGAGAUCCGCAGCGAGCUGGAGGGUCACUCCGACCAGAACCUGCAGCAAGUGGAGAGCUGGUUCAUGUGCCACUACGCCAAGCUAAACGAAGCAUCCGAGCAGAACAAGGACGCCAUCAAGAACGCGCGUGACGAGAUCAGCGACUACCGCCGCCAGCUGCAGUCCAAGACGGUGGAACUGGAGUCGGUGCGCGGCACCAGAGACUCCCUGGAGAGGCAGCUCGGAGACAUCGAGGACCGCCACAACAGCGACCUGGCCGGUCUGCAGGAAACGAUCCAUCAGCUGGACAAUGAGCUCAAGAACACAAAAUGGGAGAUGGCACGUCAUUUGCGCGAGUACCAGGACUUGCUCAAUGUCAAGAUGGCCCUGGACAUCGAGAUUGCCGCAUACAGGAAACUUCUGGAAGGUGAGGAGACCCACUUCAGCACAUUCUCCCAUCGUCCCGCUGUUUCAUCCUCCAGAAUCUCAAUGAUCAAAUCAGAACCUCCAAGACUGAAGGUGCAACAUAAGUUUGUCGAGGAGAUCAUCGAGGAAACCAGGGUUGAGGAUGACAAGGCCAACAUGGAAGACGCACUAGAUCAGAUUGCCCAGGAGCUCUCGGCCACACUCGAAGGCAGCGCAGGGGAGGAAGAAGAUGAAGGUGACGAGGACGAUGAAGUGGAGGAAGAGGAAGUUGUAGCUGCAACCGAUACCAAAGUUAGUUCGAAGGCACCGGCAAAGGAGGACGAUGACGGUGAUGAGGAGGGUGGUGAUGAGGAAGAAGGGGGUGAGGAUGAUGAGGAAAAUGAGGACGAUCAGGAUGAGGGUAACAAAGGAGAAGAGGAGGCAGGUGAUGACGAGGAGGUAGUAGAGGAAACUGUCCUUUGCUCCAAAUCUCAGGAUUCCAAAGCCAUUCCUGAGAAUAUGAAGACUACAGAGGAAGAAGAUGAAGAGGAUGGUGACGAGGCCAGCGGGGGAGAAGACGCUGAUGUCGAAGAGGAUGAAGACAAAGCAUCCAAAGAUGGAGACGACGAGGAGGAUAAUGAAGAUGACAAAGGGGCAAAAGAUGACAAGGUCAUAAUUGAAGACAUUGUGGCAAAGACAAUAGUAGCCAAAUUAGAAGUUCAGAAAACAGAUACUGCAAAACCUGAAGCCAAAAAGGACGAAAGUGUCAAAACAGAACUAACCAAGCCCGAUUCUCUCAAGCCUGAAUCCCCAAAAGGUGGUUCCCCAAAAUCUGAUUCCCCCAAAACUACUUCUCCAAAGUCUGAAUCCCCAAAAGCCGGUUCCCCAAAGACUGGUUCACCCAAGACAGAGUCCCCAAAAGGUGGUUCCCCAAAGUCCGAAUCUCCAAAGGCUGGCUCGCCCAAGACAGAGUCUCCAAAAGCAAGUUCACCAAAGGCUAGCUCUCCCAAGACAGAGUUGCCAAAAGCAGAUUCCCCAAAGUCUAUAUCACCAAAGCAAAGUUCCCCAAAGUCUGAAUCCCCAAAAGCUAGUUCCCCCAAGACGGAAUCUCCAAAACCUCUCUCCCCCAAGUCUGACUCCCCAAAGUCAGGAUCACCUAAAGCAGAGUCCCCUAAUCAGAAUCUCCCAACAGAGUCUCCUAAAUCGGAAGCUCCCAAACCUGCAUCACCUAAAGAAGACUCACCGAAGGCUACCUCCCCUAAAGGAGAGUCCCCUAAAUCAGAAUCUCCAAAGCCUACAUCACCUAAAGAAGACUCACCCAAGGCUGGCUCCCCCAAGGCAGAGUCCCCUAAAUCAGAAUCCCCCAAGCCCGGAUCCCCCAAAGACGAAUCACCGAAGGCUAUCUCCCCAAAAGCAGAGUCCCCGAAGUCAGAAUCAGCAAAGCAAGAACCACCAAAGGCAGAAUCUCCUAAGACGGAAACAAGCAAACCUGACACAUCGAAGCCUGCUGAAGACACCAAGAAGACAAAAGAUGCCGCAAUGAAUGGCGAUGUGGACAAGACCGGCUCAAAGGAAGAGGAGCAGAAAAAGGGCGAGGGCAACGAAGUGAUUAUCAACGGCGUGGACGAAAGUCCCGUCAAGGACGACGCUAGCCAGAAGGUGGUGAUCACCAAAACGGUGGAGACCAUCACUACAGGGGAAGACGGCUCACAGCAGGUCACCAAGUCCAUCACAGUUACCGAAACGGUGAAGGAAAUGGAGGAAACACUGCAGGAGAAGUUGGUCUCCACCAUGAAGACGGAGAAGCACUCCAGCCAGUCAAUCAAGCAGGUGACUGAGGGUGACUGA